Messenger RNA from Anopheles stephensi (Asian malaria mosquito), 1523 nucleotides. RefSeq names its product WW domain-containing oxidoreductase (gene Wwox). NCBI's taxonomy places the organism in Eukaryota, Metazoa, Arthropoda, Insecta, Diptera, Culicidae. The transcript is spliced from 5 exons. The coding region runs from base 187 to 1425 and encodes 412 amino acids. The record is from RefSeq and is a predicted model, not a curated record. Gene Ontology annotation, molecular function: protein binding.
ACAGCUGAGCAGUGAAAGAACCACCAACGACGAAUCGUUUGUAUGUGUUUGUGUUCAACCUCCAUCUGUCAACCUUAUGGCCGGCUUUGUUGUCAUACGCGUUCUCCUGUUCGUCAGCCGUGCAUCCCUUCAGUUGCAUCAGCUCCAGUGUCCAGUGUAAAUCCAGUGUAGAAAAGAUCCUCCGGAAUGCCUGCGCUAAUGCCCGAAUCCGACUCGGAGGACGAGCUUCCACCGGCAUGGGAAGAACGGGCCACCAGCGAUGGUUUCGUGUACUACGUCAACCACCAAAGCAAAAGCACCCAGUGGAGGCAUCCGCGUACCGGUAAGAUGAAGCGCGUGUCGGGCGAACUGCCGCUCGGUUGGACGCGCCACGUCGAGGAGGAAACGGGGAAGGUGAUUUUUGUGGAGGAAAAAACGCAACGCAAAUCGUACACCGAUCCGCGGCUCGCCUUUGCGAUCGAGGAAGUGCCGGAACAGGUGGGCGAACUGCGCCAACGGUUCGACAGCGGUACGAACGCGCUGCAAGUACUGCACGGGCGUGAUUUGAACGGGAUGGUGGCGCUCAUUACCGGCGCAAACACUGGCAUCGGCUUUGAGACGGCCCGCUCCCUAGCGCUGCACGGUUGUAGCGUUGUGUUCGCUUGCCGGGAUGAAAAAGCGACCAUGGUUGCGAUCGAGCGGAUCCGCUCGGAGAAGGAAGCGGCCGGACAGCGGUGCAGCUUUGUGUCGCUAGAUUUGGCCAGCCUUCGUUCGACGAAGCGGGCGGCGGAAGAGGUGAAAAAGCGCCACAAGCACAUCAAUAUGCUGAUACUGAAUGCGGGCGUCUUUGCCCUCCCGCAUUCCGUCACGGAGGACGGGUUCGAGCGUACGUUCCAGGUGAACCAUCUGGCCCACUUCUACCUGACGAAUCUGCUGUCGGAGCUGUACGACCAUACGACGCGUAUCGUGGUGGUUUCGUCCGAAUCGCACCGCAUGAGUACGCUACCGGCCGGUGGGCUGAGCGAGUCGGACCUCUGCCCACCGCAGCACAAGUUUUGGAGCAUGAUUGCGUACAACAAUUCCAAGCUGUGCAACGUCCUGUUUGCGAUGGAGCUGGCCAAGCGCUGGAAACCGCGAGGCAUCUCGGUUUUUGUGCUCCAUCCAGGCAAUAUGGUUUCGUCGGCUCUUUCCCGAAACUGGUGGUUCUAUCGGUUCCUGUUUGGAUUGGUUCGUCCGUUCACCAAGUCGCUGCAACAAGCGGCCAGUACCACUGUUUACUGUGCAACUGCCUAUGAAUUGACCGGCUUGACCGCACUUUACUUUAACAACUGUUACGUAUGCGACCCAUCCGGUGCAUCCAAGAACGAGCAGCUGCAGCAAAGCUUGUGGGAGCUGAGCGACAAGAUGAUCCAGCGUGUGAUGGGCGCGGAGGCUGAUGCAAAAUAAGAAGGUAAAUUUGCAUCUAAAACAUUACCAAUCCGAUUGAAACUGCGACUGUACUCAAAUACAUCCCAAUUUAUUGUGCAACACGCAAUCGAGACGCA